CAAACUCGUCUCUUGGUCAAGCUCAUUUGACAUUAUUGAAUUUUACUGAAGCCUACAUCAAAUCUGAUCAAUCUCCUGCCAAAAACCAAGAAAAAGCAUAUCGAUGGUAUCGACCACCACAAACAUAUGUUCAAUCGUUCAAACACAGCCCAACUAAUGAUGCAUCAGUUAUUGUUGCUAUUCUUUUCUGGUUAUUGACUAGUAGGAUUCCUCAACACAAUGAAAAUGUACUUCCUCAUCAAGAAUUUGAAGUACGCGACAAAAUCAUUAAAAAAAUUUCUCGUGCUAUGUCAUCUGCAAAAAUCGAUCGAUUGAGAACAUAUUUGAUUGAUACAUUUAAUCGUGCUUUUGGUUUUCCUGAAUAUGAACCAUGGACAAUUGAAGAUUUAGAAUGUCGAAUCAAAUCUAUUCGGGAGUUAUUAACAUCGGAUGAUUCAAAACUGAAUUCAAUUGAAAGUAUUUUCCAGAAUCUACUUCGUUUGACAGCAUCGCAUAAGUUUAUAGAAAAAAGUACUCAUCCCGCUGCUAUUCAAAAAGCAGCCGAUACAUUUACCCAAGUUAAAAAGAAAUUUUCAGAUUCACAUUCUGAUAAAUUUAUGUGGUUCGAUGGAAAUUGUACGUGGUUAAAUAGUGCACAACAUCCAAUGAACGAAUAUCGACAUGAUGACAUUCUCACAUAUUUUUGGCGUGGUCAAAGUUAUUCUCUUAUAAUUAUUUGUUUUACAAAUAUUAAUGAUGAAGGUAAAAUUAUAACAUUAGCAAUCGGUAGUACUGUUCAUGAUAAAAUGAUUCAAAUUCCACUUGGACAAUAUUCGAUUGCUCAAAAUUAUGUAAAAGAAUUAGAACAAAUUUUCGAUACAGAACUCAAGAAUCUUCUUCUAUCAAUAUAUAAUGAACAGAAAGCAGCACAGCAAUAA
This is a messenger RNA of Rotaria sp. Silwood1, 917 nucleotides long. The record is from the annotation of a GenBank genome assembly. Lineage: Eukaryota; Metazoa; Rotifera; Eurotatoria; Philodinida; Philodinidae.